AAUCGGUUCAAGAUUACAGACAGUCGUUCAUCAGAAGCGUAGAGACAUCCACACAAAUAAUAAUUUUAAUAUUUACUUAGUAAUAAUAAUAUAAACAACUUAAUAAAUCUAUAUUAAAUGAAUUUGUAAGUUAAAAUGAGUCGCGCAGUGUUACGAGUAGUUGUGUUGAGUGUGCUGUUGUGCCAUCUUCUAACUGUGCUAGGACAACAAUGCAACGACUGCAUCGAGGUGACGCGGUGCGAGCGCGGGCUGGCGCUGGCUCAGAAAAACGACCAGGCCUCGCAGAGGCAGCUGCGGAACGUGUUCUGUGGGUUCAAGAAUAACAACCCUCAGGUAUGCUGCUCCCAGCUCGGCGACUCCCUGGACCGGCACCCGGGGCUGGCGCUGCUGCCGCAGGACUGCGGGUUCGUGGACGGGAACCGCAUCGUGGGGGGAGGGCCAGCCGGGUUGUAUGAGUUUCCUUGGAUGGUGCUCAUCUCUUAUAAGACCAGAGACGGGCUGAAGUUCCAGUGCGGGGGCAGCCUCAUCAACAGCCGCUACGUGCUGACGGCCGCUCACUGCAUCAAGGGGCUGAACAUCGCGGGGGUCAGAGUCGGCGAGUACGACUACCGGACUGUGGAGGACUGCGUGGGACAGCAUGAGAUACAGUGCGAGAGUAGUAUACAGGAUAUAAGAGUAGCGGAGCCUAUUGUCCACCCAGAAUACAGCGGCAAACCAGGUCCAGUCCUAAACGAUAUUGGACUUCUAAGGCUCAAGAAAGAAGUCAAUUUUACACCCAAGAACGCCAAGCCGAUCUGCCUGCCGAUCUCCUCGUCUCUCCGCCAGCGGGCGCUCGCCGGAGAGAACGCCACGCUCGCGGGCUGGGGCUUCACGGAGGAGCAUCUACCGUCUCCCGUGCUGAUGACGGUCAAUGUGCCCGUGCACACGCCUGAGGACUGCCGGUUCUCGUAUCAUAAAGGAAAGCUAUCAGAGUCGCAGCCAGACCUGACGGUGAACAAGCUGUGUGCCGGCGAGAAGGGCAAGGACUCGUGCAGCGGCGACUCCGGCGGGCCGCUCAUGGUCGCCGGGCUGCACUCCGGGAAGAGCCGGUAUAUACAGUACGGCGUGGUGUCGACGGGCCCCCGCAACUGCGGGUCGGGGGCGGCGGGGUACUACACGGACGUGUCCAAGUACAUGCAGUGGAUCCUCGACACCAUCAAGCCAUGAGCCGCCAAAGGGCUUGUACGGUCAGGUGCAGAGAAACCUGACCACCUCUGAUAACAAUGCUUCUG
Molecule: messenger RNA, 1271 nt
Organism: Plutella xylostella (diamondback moth)
Lineage: Eukaryota; Metazoa; Arthropoda; Insecta; Lepidoptera; Plutellidae
Product: CLIP domain-containing serine protease HP8
Biological process (GO): proteolysis
Molecular function (GO): serine-type endopeptidase activity
Source: RefSeq, a predicted model, not a curated record